CGUCCCUCUUCUUUUCUUUCCAUCCUUCCAUUCGUUCCUUUCUUCGGACGCGGGUUGUACCUGUUGUACCUUGUACAUAUCCCACUUCGUCGGCACCAGUUGUCGCACAGCACUCCUUUUUAAAACUCACUUUUUGCUUCUUGACGGUCUGGAACCAUCUUAUCCUCCUCGAUUCAACUUUCGGCUCCCGCGGAGCUCAGUUCUUUCUCGACGACCCAUCGAAACGUUUCAAAAAAUCGCCCAUCAUGUUGAUGAAAACAGCUGUGACGGCCCUUUUGGGUGUGACCAUGGUUGCUGAGGCGGCAUCCAUCCACCAGUUCAGAUCUCCCAUUGCCCUGGAACGGCGACAGAACAGGGGCGGUAACCGGUUCGGCGGCGGCUUUGGUGGUGGCUUUGGUGGUGGCUUUGGUGGUGGCGGCAACAACGGCGGCAACCAAGGUGGUAACCAGGGCGGUAACCAAGGCGGCAACCAGGGCGGCAACCAAGGUGGCAACAACGGCGGCAACAACGGCGGCGACAACGGUCAGAACAACGGCGACAACAACGGCGGCGACAACGGUCAGAACAACGGCGACAACAACGGCGGCGACAACGGCCAAAACAACGGCGGCAACAACGGCGGCAACAACGGCGGCAACAACGGAGGCAACACUUGCCUGGCAGCAGACGCCGUUCAGACCGGCUCGGCAGCAACCGGCCAGGAGGGAGGUGACGUCGCCGACGGCCAGGUCGAAUCCGCCACUGACGAGGCCAACUUCAUCAACUUUUGUUCCGGCGAGACCUUGACGAACGGCUUGCAAAACCGCGAUGGUUCCUGCAACGGUAUCCCGAUGGGCAAGAUCCCUUCCGUCGAUAGAAUGGUCUCGGCGGUCAUCGUCAACCCCCAGAACGGCGACGACGUCGAGGAGCUAACUACCUUCGAAAUCGAGGUCAACCUUGCCAACAUGCAGUUGGGUGCUUUCACCAACGCCGCGAGCACCUACUAUUCGGCCCCUCAGGACCUGAACGGACAGGGCCAGAUUAUCGGCCACACCCACGUCACAGUCCAGGACACCGGAAACACCAUGAACCCUACCCAGCCUCUAGACGCCAAGCAGUUUGCCUUCUUCAAGGGUAUCAACGACGCCGGAGACGGCCAGGGCCGCCUCACUGCCGAGGUGACCGGUGGUCUUCCGACCGGUUGCUACCGUGUCUGCACCAUGUCUAGCGCCUCCAACCACCAGCCCGUGCUGAUGCCUGUUGCUCAGCGUGGCUCGCAAGAGGAUUGCCGUUACUUCAGCGUCGGUGGUGCCUGCGGCAACGGCGGCGGCGGCAACAACGGUGGCAACAACGGUGGCAACAACGGUGGCAACAACGGCGGCAACAACGGCGGCAACGGCGGUAACAACGGCCAGAACAAUGGCGGCAAUGACGGUCAGAACAAUGGCGGCAAUGACGGUCAGAACAAUGGCCAGAACAACGGUGGCAACAACGGCGGCAACAACGGCGGUCAGGGCCAGGGUGGUAACAACGGCGGCAACAACGGCGGUCAGGGUGCCCAGAACGCUGCUGCUAUCGGCGGCGCGGCUCCUGCGGUUGAGGACACUGGCGAUGCUCAACGCCCGUUCAGUGUCAAUGGCAACACCUUCGCCAACAGGGACGCCGCCGUUCAGCGCGCCUGUGCCAUCCAGAACAACGCCUGCGCCGACGCCGUCAACGGUGGCCAAGCUCAGGGCCAAACCAUCGCCGCCUGCAACGAGCAAGAAGCCGCAUGCCGGGCGGCUGCUUAAACCAAAUCAGUCCGCUUCGCCCAGUGCCACCCCGGACCCCACGGCGCUGCUCCAAGCUUGGAGCCGAGCCAAGUUCCCUCUGGUCUACAAUCACGAGGGGUGUGUACAAUAUUCUUU
Messenger RNA from Chaetomium fimeti, 1886 nucleotides. RefSeq lists its product as uncharacterized. NCBI's taxonomy places the organism in Eukaryota, Fungi, Ascomycota, Sordariomycetes, Sordariales, Chaetomiaceae. The record is from RefSeq and is a predicted model, not a curated record. The coding region runs from base 246 to 1769 and encodes 507 amino acids. The transcript has 4 exons.